AUGUCCGGUCCCCGAGUCUCCAAAAGUUGUGGCAACUGCCGAGCCGUCAAACGACGUUGCGACAAACAGCGCCCCCAUUGCGGGCAGUGUAUUCGACUGCGGGAAGAAUGUCCCGGUUAUCGAGAUCAAUGGGACCUUGUCUUCCGCGAUCAGACUAACCAAACCAUCCAGCGAUCGCAGUGUCAGGCAGCCUCGACCGCGAUGACACACAGCCCCCUGUCGCCCCCACCCCCCUUGCCCUCACUGUGUCCGAGCAUGGACCAGGUGGGCGUCAACGCCUUCCUGCACCAUUUUGUCACCGGCGACCACAGCCCCUCGCGUGGAUACCUCAAUUAUAUCCCGGCCACUCUGGGCGCCAAUGACGACCAGCCGACCCUGGUCGCGAGCCUGGCCGCCGUCGGCCUGGUGACAUUAGCGAACUCCCACCACCAGCCGGAGCUGGUGCGCCAAGCGCGCAUCAACGUCAACGCUGCCCUGGCCUCGCCCGUGGAAUCGGUCAAGGACAGCACGCUGAUGGCCCACUUCUCGGGCUUUGACGCGUGGGUGCGUCACGUGCAGGGGGCGGCCGCGCUGACCGUUCUCCGCGGCAAGGGCCAAUUCGCCGGCGGCAAUCCGACCGCCCUGCUCCUCUUCACGCAGGUCCGCACCGACAUUAUAGCCGCCUGUACCCGCACCAACCGACCGUUCCCGGCGGAUAUGCGUGCUCUCCAGGACGAGGCCGCCAAGCACGUGGGCGCCCCCAACGCUGUCUGGGAGAUCGGGGUGAUGGAGACCACAGGCACAACUCGGUUCCCCGAUCUUUUAAGCGCCGCGCUGGCAGUGGAGCGGGACUUUGAAAUCGCCAUGGCGACCCUCGCCGUCCAAGAGCCUUUUUAUACCACCACCGCGGAGGAAGCGGGAUGGGUAGGCAGUGAUCCCGACACUAUCUACAACGGUCGCGUCGACAUCUACCUCACCCCCAUCCAAAUGAUCGUCUGCGAGAUUAUAUGCUACCUUUUGAAGAAGAUGCUCACGCUGAGCCCCGCCGCUCCAGCUGCACAAGUCCGCUUGCGCCGUCGGCAACUGCACGAGACCCUCGGAAUCCUCUCCCGCGUUGGCGAGGAUAUCCUGGCCACCGUACCGCAGGCGCUGGGGAUCGUGGCCCCGCCUGCGGAUCCAUCUCAGCCCUACGCAGGGGAUCUGAGCCCGAGAGCCAGCGUGUCGGGUGCAUACAUUCUGAUUUGGUGUCUCUACAUGGUUGGGAAAUCACCUGCCACCGCAGAGCCGGCCCGCAAGUGGAUCAUUCGACGCUUUCGGAAAAUUUUCCAGGGCGCGGGGAUGGAGAUGGCGCUGCCACUCCUUGAGGAAAUUGUUAGGGUAGAUCAGUCGAAGACAUGA
Aspergillus brunneoviolaceus CBS 621.78 is the source of this 1377-nucleotide messenger RNA. RefSeq names its product Zn(II)2Cys6 transcription factor domain-containing protein. Lineage: Eukaryota; Fungi; Ascomycota; Eurotiomycetes; Eurotiales; Aspergillaceae. The transcript is spliced from 6 exons. Bases 1 to 1377 code for a protein of 458 amino acids. Gene Ontology annotation, biological process: regulation of DNA-templated transcription. The record is from RefSeq and is a predicted model, not a curated record. Gene Ontology annotation, molecular function: zinc ion binding; DNA-binding transcription factor activity, RNA polymerase II-specific.